CGUGACAAGUGCAGUCAUAUACGAGUCGUGAAAUCAUAUCAGCAAUUGAAUGGCUUCAAAUAACAGAGGCCCAGCUGAAAGCUUGGGGCACCAACACCUCGAAUUUGGAUCACAUUCAUUGAUGUCUUUCGAGAUUCGGGACAUCCAACGCACGUAAGCACGAAUACUUGCCCAGUACUAGUAUUAAUCGCGAAGUACACGAUAGGGGGAAAUAUAAAUACCCCCUAUUGAUUCUACCUCCUACCACAACUGCAUCAAUGGCUACCAAUUCCGAACUCGUUGAUGACAGCAGUACACCUCCGGCGUAUGACACAAUAUUCUCAGCAAGUCCCAUUGAAUGCGAUCAAUCAUCUGUAUUUUCCUCUCGUCGCAUGAAGAACAAACGUACAGCCGUUCUGUCCCGCAUCCGUGAUAUCGUCUUAGGCCCUGAUUUCACCCCUUCUUCUGUGGUUCCAAAUGUCAAUGCCUGCGCUGCUGCUCUCCCAGCUGCCGAGUUCUUCAAAAUCCUGCAAAAACGCAAUAUCGAGGGCCACACAGCACUGUAUUGGGCGAUUGUGAACAAUCGGCCACAAGCUCUUUGGGCGUUGAACAAGUUCAUUUUCAUUUCCGGUUAUUAUUCCUCUGUUUGUGAGGACGACUUGCGCGAUGCAUGCAUGAUAACCACCAACCAUGCAAUUUUUUGGCAGCUAGCUCUUGGAGUUCGAAGCGAAGACACGCGUCUCAGAUACUUUUUAGGUUGCCCAUCAGAUCGGAUUCAGGUACAUAUGUACGAUGAACCCGCCAACCAGUUCAAUGUUGUUCUGCGAAUCGGGAUGUUCCAAAAACGCCUGCGUGCGCCUGCUACCAGUACUACUGGUGAUACAAAGUUGAUAUACGAAUUUGUUGCGGGGGGACGCAUAUGGUGGUUGCGCUUCCACAUGCCAGAUUUUACUAAGGGAAUAUGGUGUGUCGACAUUGGUCUUUGUUGGCGUAGCCAUCCAGCGCGUCUUAACGCUGUACUUGUGAUCGAGGCGCACAGCCGGAAACCUGGCAGUACAGCCCCACCUGAAGCACUGAAAAUUCCAUUUUCAUUGACGGACACAAAAUUUGUGGCUCUUGCACCCCUGAAAACUGACCAUCCUCGUCCUUCGAACAUUACAUGGCACAUAGAGAAGGAGCUGGGUGAUUGGGUAAUGCACGAUAAGACGCCAUAUGUAGACGACGAGGGCACCCUAAAUGCGACGCUGGAGAUAACAUUAUUAUGAAUCCGAUGGUACCAGCUAAAAGUCUGCAUUGAGACUAUAGUUGAGCAGUACAAAUGAUUUGUACAAAUUCCGUAUUCCUUCAAUGCUACGCGUGAUGGGCCACUGAAUGUCUCGAACAACGUCAAGCGCUCGUUCUUGCUGGCAUCCAGGGACCAAGACGGACCAUGGGUGAGAGUGUAGGGAAGGGUUCCGGAUGGUGCAAUUGGGCUCGCGGGACGGCUUGAGAGGUGCUGGAGGAUGUACACGGCCAUUAUUGGAGCAGGGUGACGCUGGCGGCUGAAUGCAGUUGGGAGCGGUUCGAGAUCUAUAUGUUUAGUCAAGCAAAAUAAAGUUGUGGCACGCAUCUGAACAGUCGCAGUUCGGUCCUAAGCUCGUCGAU
Suillus plorans is the source of this 1623-nucleotide messenger RNA. RefSeq lists its product as uncharacterized. Bases 258 to 1244 code for a protein of 328 amino acids. NCBI's taxonomy places the organism in Eukaryota, Fungi, Basidiomycota, Agaricomycetes, Boletales, Suillaceae. The transcript is spliced from 5 exons. The record is from RefSeq and is a predicted model, not a curated record.